This is a messenger RNA of Alternaria alternata, 3289 nucleotides long. RefSeq lists its product as hypothetical. Lineage: Eukaryota; Fungi; Ascomycota; Dothideomycetes; Pleosporales; Pleosporaceae. The record is from RefSeq and is a predicted model, not a curated record. The transcript has a single exon. The coding region runs from base 494 to 2896 and encodes 800 amino acids.
AAUACAUAUCGUCAAAGCAUCCUCCGAGAGGUGAACCGGACAACGUCACCGUGGGCUUUCCCAAUCCUUAGUGAAUGUGACACUUUUACCCACUCUGUCCUUGGCAAAGCGCUAGCAAGACCUCCCUCCGCUCCAGCUACCGAAGAACCCUCCCACCUAUUCUUCUCUUGUUACGCAAUUGGACCCACGAUAUAAUCCAGCCGCUCUGCGACUCAGCCCAUCAAUUCGAGUUAUAUAGGUCACUGCGACAAAUCUGUCGCUGCACUCGCUCACAGUGAAGCGACCGCGGACGAAGAAUCUUGUAGGCCCAUCUCGACUCCGCCCGACCUACGUACUAUUCUCCUAAAUCCACCACAGUUUGGUUGGUUACGACGGUCGAGCUAGAACUCAGGCCGCAUUGCACCUAAGACUCAUUUUCACUGGCCCGCAUACCAACCUUUCGCCUAGUACCACCCAAGCAAUCGCUGUUCUUGCAGCAGUUGUACACAGUAACAUGGCAGAACUCAACGGCAGACAGCUGGCCAUUCUAUUGCAGAAUUGGAACCAUUCAGUCAUCAAGCCUUUCCUUGCCACAGCCGCAGCGGGUCUAGCAGCCAUUACUGUCUACGAGAGAGGGAUUCCAAUCGACAUCGAUAUCAAGCGGCUCAACCAUUUCAUAGCACACCUCGCCGCGCCUGAGUUAGGGAGGGGUCUGUACACACCUGAUAAAUACAUGAGCCCUGGCCAUCCGACAACCCAGAUCUUUGGAAUCUUGGAGCCAGAACUAUCUUCUACCGCUAAGAUCACCGCCCGUACAAGCGUCCCAGAACUCUCAGAUAUUCUUAGUAGCAUGGAAACCGAUGGCGCAAACACACAUUUUCAGACCACGCCAGACAUCCCCACUAUCAUCCAUCAUAUUGGCAGUGACGGUACACACGCACACCAAGCGACGUCACAUCUCAUCACACCUACUCCGGUACUUUCAUCACAUAUUUCGGGAGCACCAUACACUACCACAACUCUUUUGAACGACACACAAGCGCAGAAUGCUAGCAUUGUUAGCAACGGUGGUGCUCUCGGCCUUGCUACAGCUGGCCUUGUGGCUACAGGGGCUAUCUUCUUACACAAGAAGUUUAGCAACUACAGAAAGGCCCAAGCGCGGAGGCUUACCGACGAGCAACUGAUAGCAUAUUUGAUGCUACAGCUCGACGAUUUCAAGGCCUCCAAAAUCACAGAUGGACAACUCAUAGCACAUUUGAAGCUACAGCUUGAUGAUGCCACGGCUUCCAAGUUCAAGAUUGAGACUGCGCUUAAGUUGGCGGAGAACGACCUGCGCAUGUCCAACGAAGAUAAGAACCGGCUCCGAGGGCAACUAUCUGAAUCCAGUACCCUUUCUGAUAGACUCAUCCAAGAUCUAGACAAAGCAGAGUUGGAGGGAAAUCAGAACACCAAGAUGAGUAAUGAGAUCAUCAAGCGUCUGGAAGAGUCUGUCGCCGUCUUAGAGAAGAACCGGAGCACAGAGAUGCAAGCAAAGAGCCAACUCCAUGAUGAGCUAUCUGAAGCACAGUCGACUGUCAGCAUUCUCCAAGAUGAGAAAGCUGCUCAUGACCUUGAAGUUCAGAAGCAGUUACGAGCGUUCCGGCUAGAUAUGGUCGAUCUUACCAAUAAGCUUCACUCUGCAGAUGCCGAAAAGACCAAGCUUAUGGAUCAGCUAGCAGCCAGUGAUGCUGCCGCCGAAAUUCUGCGCCAAGAGGCGCGUGAAGCAAACAUCGCUCUCGAGACUGCUAAAGAAAGGAUCUCCCAGCUCGAGAAGGAGAAGACAUUCAGCGACUUGUGCAAGCAAAGCGUCUCUAAGACUUGUGGUGAGGUUGACGACGAUGAUGACCCCAAUCAUGGCACCACUGGCUCGACCGAAGGCAGUCAGCAAGAUAGCUUACAGCAGGAGGCUUAUCCAGCUAGUACGCCAGAAUCGUCUUCACAAGCUAUCACUGUUGAGGGCGAUGAAGAGCUGCCACAAAUGUCGAUGACAUCUUCAGUUCCACUGUGUGGCGAACUGAAUAUCCCCCGUCGAAAGAAGCGUGAGUUUUGGCACAGUCACUGGAGAGACAUCAACUCAAAGAAACCCUACUUUGAUGACGCAGUGUAUGAGCUGGAGCUUCCAUGUUUCGAUGCUAGGUUCAGCAGCAUUGGGAUAGUACGUCCGGCAGAGAACCACGAAGAUCGGACGUUGGAGAGCGGGAAAGUGGUCGAGCACACCAAGUGCAAUCUCUGUCUUCAGUGGUACACGAAGAAAGACAUGUACGAUCACUUGAAGACUUGCAAGGCUUUUUGGGAGCUUGCUGUACGUUGUGGUCAUUGCAAAAAGAUCUUCAAGUACAACACUGCUUUCUUCGACAAACAUGCUCCAAAUUGCGAGACGAGGUCAAUGGAGGAUGACUGCUCAGAUGAGCAUUUUACCCUUGCAAAGUCUGGAGCCGACGCGACCACGACACAGAACUCUCAGCAGGUCAGCCCGAGCUCCAGUGUGUCCAUUGUCCCUGGAAAGCAGAUCAACCCCGACGCGCCACCCUUCACGCCCGGAGGCUCACUACCAGGCCACGAAAAACCUAUCCCUACUGGUCCUCGCUAUACCGGGUCAAAUUUCCAGCAAGGUCGAGGUGCAUCAUUCACCGGCCCACAAUCUACACGCUCACCUCGAAACACGCCCUACAUGACGCUACGCGGCGUCUCGCCAGCUCAUGGAUCGGGGUUCGGAACACAUUACCCAACUGCCUGUCCUCCCAAUGGACCCCAGGCAUAUUCGGCGCCGCGCGACAAUUCGCAGGCGCACAGAUAUCCUGGACAGCAACAGCAAGGCUACCCACAGACUCCUCAUACUUUCUCUUCGUUCGGCCCAGGCUACAUCCCCCGAGGAUGAUAUGACAGAUUCCGAUCAGCUCAACACGACAUGCGAGAUGAAGCGAGCCCUGCCUGACCUGCAAAUAGGGAACAAUAGAGUGGCCAGAACGAAGGAACGCCAUUGAAUACAUAUUGGUCGAAGACAGCGAGUGGAUGCUGGACGCGGUAACAAUAGCAGAUAUUGUCAUUUGGUAUGCAGGGAUAGAAACACGGGUAGAGAUAGGUACGGGCUCGGGGGCAUCGAUCUCAUAGUAUUGAUGUCACAUAAGCAUGGGAGGUGGGAUGAAAUUCAGAUCUGAGGACAACGAUCUCAUAGUAUCGAUGUCAUAACAACAUGUCCAUGGGAUGACGAAAGUAUUUAGUCUGCAGCUCAGAGAAACCAAGAAAGAGUUAUGGAUUUGACCUGUAUGCG